Messenger RNA from Adineta ricciae, 798 nucleotides. The record is from the annotation of a GenBank genome assembly. NCBI's taxonomy places the organism in Eukaryota, Metazoa, Rotifera, Eurotatoria, Adinetida, Adinetidae.
AUGAAAAUGAUAUCAUCAGUAGAUGGAAUUAAUCCAUUGGCUAUAAGUGGUUUUGAUAAAGCGGCUUCAAAUUAUGAUGAAUGUCGUCCUACUUAUGCUGAGGAUAUUAUUUCUUUUAUUCGUAAUUUACAGCCAACAACAAUCGUAGAUGUUGGUGCAGGUACUGGAAAACUUACACGUUUGCUUUUAUCGACUGGUGCUCAAACGAUUAUUGCUGUUGAACCUGUAGAAAAAAUGCGUUGUCAAUUACCCACUACAGUUACAAUUCUUUCUGAUUCGGCUACAAAUAUGAACAUUCCUGACAAUACAGUUGAUGUUGUCACAUGUGGACAAUCUUUUCAUUGGUUUGCAACAUCAGAGGCACUCAAAGAAAUUCAUCGUAUCUUAAAACCAGGUGGUAUCUUAGUUCUUGUAUGGAACACAACAGAUGCUAAUAAGAAAGAGGCAUGGCAUGAUGAAUUCACUGAAUAUGUCGACAGUUUUGCACCAAUGAAUACAUGUCGAUAUAAAUCAAUGAAAUGGAAAUCUGUUUUCGAAAAUGAACCUCAACAAGAACUAUUUAGUAUGCCACUCUCUUAUAUAAAACUAAACAACAAUAAGAGAAUGACAAUUGAUAAAUUUAUUGGUUAUACACUUACUGGUAGUUUCCUCGCAUCAUUACCUGAAGAAACACGAACUACAGUCAACAAUCGAUUACAUCAGAUCAUUUAUAAUCAUUUAAAUACUGCAAACAAAGAUAUGGAAUUGGAUAUACCAUUUGUUACUGAUGUUUAUUGGAGUAUAGCAAAAAAAGAUUAA